AUGGAGCGUCUGAAAAAUUUCGUACACUCCGUUGUCGGUUGUGAUGCACACAUUGAGUAUCCGUGUUGUGUUCUUGGCACGAUCCAAAGGGAGCCUCAGCAGUUGGACGAGCACCUUGAGAAUUCCUUUUACCUCUUCACCUACCGCAGGUAUUUCGAUCCUCUUCCUUAUUCUACGCUUACGUCAGACAAGGGAUGGGGUUGCCUGGCACGCGCUACGCAAAUGCUUUUGGCUUGCAGUCUGCGGAGACACAGCGCACAAGACUGUAAGUUACAAUACUUCGCCGAUUUGGAUGAUGAACAAGUAGCACCUUUUUCAUUACACUGCAUGGUGCGCCACAUACUGAAGCAAGGUGAGUCGCUCCGACCCGUCUACUGGGCACCAAGUCAGGGAUGUGAGGCUAUUAGUGGUUGCGUUAAAAGAGCAACGGAAAGGGGAAUUCUUUCGAGUCCACUUAGUGUUGUCAUUACAGUGGCUGGUGCUGUUCCUGCAGAAGAGGUAAGUUGCCAUCUGAAGGAGUCGCGAAACGUUCUUAUACUCGCGCCCUUACGUUGUGGUGCAAGCCGUUACAUGAGUCAAAAAAUGUUUCUUUCACUGGAGCAUCUGUUGCUUGCACCGGAGAGUGUUGGAAUGGUGGGCGGUGUCCCUAACCGUGGGUAUUAUAUCAUCGGUACUGGAGCACAGGAAUUAUUGCUUUAUUUGGAUCCUCACUGCAAGACACAAGAUGCUUUGUUGUCGAGUGAGCCAGGCGAAACGGGGGUUGUGAAGCCAACAUCGAGUAACUUACGGUCUGUUCCAUAUGGUCAAGUGGACACUUCAUUUUUUUUAGGGUUCUUUGUUGAUUCCCAAUCGCGUUGGGAAAGUCUUCAAAAGCGAAUCGAAGGACUUUCAAAGCAGAAACUGCAUCCGAUAGUGUCUGUGUAUCGUGGUGGACCCCAUACCCCAGUGGAUUCAUUAGUAAUGGAGUGGCCAACUGAACCAUGA
Molecule: messenger RNA, 984 nt
Organism: Trypanosoma brucei brucei TREU927
Lineage: Eukaryota; Euglenozoa; Kinetoplastea; Trypanosomatida; Trypanosomatidae
Product: AUT2/APG4/ATG4 cysteine peptidase, putative
Exons: 1
Coding region: 1-984 (327 amino acids)
Molecular function (GO): protein-phosphatidylethanolamide deconjugating activity
Source: RefSeq, a predicted model, not a curated record